UUUUAUUUCUGUCUGUUCUUAUGAUCACUUGUUGAGUGUAGAUGUCAGAUGCUAAUUCAGCUAAAAAUACGUUUCGCCAGUUUAUAGAAAAUACUCAGUUAAAGAGAUAACAGAAGAUAAGAGUGUUAUAAAUUCCGAAAAUAAACGAGAGUAUGACAUUAGAAUUUAGUGGUAUUUUGUUUUUUAAUUCAUGUAAUUGAGAGAUGACUCAUUGGCAGAAAAACAAUGCAGUGCAUUCCUACUCUUUAACAGGCCAGGAUUCUGCUUCUGCAGUUUAUACAUUUGUUUGUGCUCUUUGUUUGAACCAUGUCUGUGAUAAUUAAAUAACCCAUAUUUAUCGAUUAAUUGUUACAUCCUAAUUACUGAUGCAGUGUUUCUGGUGUUAAAUGUUGAAAGCAGAAAAUGGAUAGCAAUCUACCUCCUCCAGUUCCAAAAAUAAGAGAAUCGAAAAAGCCUAUACCCACACCAAGGAGAAGCAUAAUCAAGGGUAACUUGGAACAAAUUGCAGAAACUACACCUAGUCCUCUAGAAACUAUAUAUUCACUGCCUGAAUUACCAGAAUCGAAUGUGAAUGGUCUUUUAACUCCUCUACAAUCAAGAACUGAAAUCGGUAAGCCAGCUUCUACAGAAAGUUUAUCUAGUGCCGAAGAAACGACAAAUACGAAUACCUUAACAAAACGAGUAAGUUCAGCCUCGAAGCAGCUAGCUGAUGACAUAAGCCAACUUGUUCAAGAAAGAAAGAGAGCUGUUAUCGAAGGAACUAGACAAAGUGUUAGAAGAAUUGCUAGAAGAUUUAGUUCGAGUUCGCAAAGUGAAAGUGCUUCGGAAGAAGUACCGCCGCCUGAAAAAGGCGAAGAAGACAGUAUUAGUUUAUUUAGUGCUAUAACUUUUAGUUCGCCUCUAUCUGCUACGGAAAAUAUUUAUAAUAAUGUAGAAAGUGACCAUAGUUCGGUUUCUUCGGAUGAAAACUCUAUUACUCUACCUCCCCCAAGUCAUCCUCCUCCUCCUCCCCCAGAUGAAUCGUUAUAUGAUGCACCUUUGUCAAUUGCUUCUAGCAGUAAUUCUGGGAAUUCUAUCAAUUUAAAAUCUAAAACAGAAAAUUACGAAAGUAUUUUUCCACGUCACUCUUACAGUGGUGAACCAAGUUUUAAUAAUGCAGACAAAUCAAGUUUUUUGUGCAGAUCGGAAUCUUGGAAACUCUACGACAGUGUCAGUAGAGACAAUGGAUAUACCACCUGUGCUGACCAGUUGGAGAAAUCGUUAAAAGAACUUGAAAAGAAAAUAGAUAAUCUUGAUAUCAACUUGAAUGUUAGUAAACCUGAAAGACCUCCCAGUCUGAAACCCAGUGUGUAUGAAAACCAUCAAAUUUUAUCUCCAAUUCCCCCUCAACGACCUGAAAACCAUCAAAUUUUAUCUCCAGUUCCUCCUCAAAGGCCUCCACGUGCUUCAAAAAGUGUCAUAGUUCAGUUUGAUCCCAUUAUGAGACAGGAUAGUCUAACAGAUAGUGUACAAGGUCAAAAUGAUAUCCGAUUAUUGGAAGAAAUGCUUCAAGGGGAUCUCUACGGAAACAUAUCGAAUGCACAUACGUUUGAUGAAUGGAGCAUAUCAAACGAAUCUGAAUCCGAAGAAGUCAUCAGUCCUCCGACUCCUCCAAUGAGGGUUGAUUCCUUGCCUGGUGAUGAACAAGAAGCGGAAAAAGAAAAAACUGAUCAACUGAAGUCCAGAUCGAAUUGGUUCACACAAGAUAACUCUGCUCCAAAGUCAGCUCCCCCAGAAAACAAAAAGAGUUGGUUUAAACAAGUCAAAGGGGUAUUAGAAAAGGCUCCGGAUGUAGUUAGAGGCCUCAAAAAUAAAGACAACUCAGUGGACAGAGCUGCCAUAGCUGUGAAUAUGGUCAUUCAGAAGAAGGGAAUGUUGUACAAAGUUCAAAAUGGACCAGUGGAGGAUUUAUUUGGAGAAUACAGUGGAAGGUGGUGUAUUCUGGAAAAUUCGAAUUUUCUUUGCUAUUCCGACAAUACUUGCCAACAUUUGAAGGAGAAUAUUACCGGACAAAAUAUUUUAAGCAUACAGUUACUGCAAGACAAAAAGUACAAUUAUAAAUACGAUAAUGAUGAACUGUACUGUUUUGAACUAAAUACGACUGGAAAAACUAGAGGUGGGCACAUCUAUGGUACAAGGAACAGUGCCGAAAGAAGGAUAUGGGUUCAAUUCAUUUGCGAGUCUUUGACGCACAGAUUUUCAUCAAAAAUAACUACAAAUAUCAAUAGAAUGGGAUGGGCCUAUGUUAGAGAAGGUGUGAGUGGUAAAUGGGCAGGUGCCUGGAUAGUCUUAGCUAAGAGAGAAUUUAGCUAUGCGAUAGAUGGCCAACCUGUAAAACACAUGGAUUUGAGAAAAGCUAGGUGUAUUGUGUUGCAAUCUUAUGCGGAUGGUGAUAAUCCCAGAACUAAUGAUAAGGGUCCUAAUAUGUUAAUAGACUGUCCGAAUAUGGCGUUGUAUUUAAGAAUGUGGACUUCAAGAGAGACUAAGGUUUGGUGUCACAUAGUAAAAUUAGAAGCACAUGAUAAUGGUGCCAAACUAGACCAACACCAAUUGACUAAGAAUGAUGUUCCUGUGAUAGUUGAAAAAUGUAUUAAUUUUAUUUAUGCUCAUGGUAGUAUGAGUGAAGGUAUUUACCGCAGGCCUGGUCAAGGUUCGGCGAUUUCAGAAUUGUUAACAAAAUUUCGGCAAGAUGCAUUUGCAGUGCAAUUAACAAACGACUUAUGUACCGAACACGAAGUAGCAACAGCUCUGAAGAGAUUCUUCCGAGAUUUACCAGAACCCCUUUUAGGUAGCAAUCAAAGGCAGUACCUCUAUGAGGUUUCAAAGCAUAAAAAUAGAGAAGAAAAAAUAAGAAUGUAUAAAGCCGCUCUGGACCAGUUACCGCCUAUAUCUUAUAACACUACCAGAAAACUGAUGGGACAUUUACACUUUAUCAGUUCGCAGAGUGCCAAAAACUUAAUGACAGCUGAAAAUCUUGCCAGUAUUUGGGGACCUACUUUGUUACAUUAUGAGGACCCCGAAGGUGAUAUAAAUGUAAACCAUAGUCAUCAACUUGAUACAGAAGUGGUAGCUCAAUUGAUAAAAUACUAUCGUUAUAUUUUUCCCGAAGAUCCAGGAGACUUGGAAAAGGAGAAACACAUGUUACGAGUCCUGGAAAAGUAUUCAAAAGCCCAACAGAGUAAAGUAUCAGAAAAAUCAGCAGGUGAUUUAAGGAUAUGGGUAUAUCUUCACAACAAAGAGGGACAAUCUUUUAAUGUCUCGAUUGGUCCUAAUAAGACAGCCUAUGAUUUGUGCAAAGAACUGUGCCAGCAAAUGAGACUUCUUGUGCAUGAACUGGUAGUUGAAGAAAUUAUUUUAAAUGAUAAACUGGUUAGGCCAGUUCAUCAUCAAGAAAAGCUAUUGGACGUUGUCUUAAAAUGGGGCUACUGGGAUGAGCAAGAUCGAAAAGACAAUUACCUGACAGUAGCUCCACUGUCAAAAUACUGGGAAUACAUUGUAGACAAACGAUAUCCAGUCUCCGGUGAGAUGAGAUUUGCAGAUAGCAAAACAAGACUGUGUAAAAUGUUAACGUUCCAAUUUUCUCAAGGAAAAUUAACAUGCUUUAAAGAUAAAUCGGGAGAAGUCAUUCUACAUUCUUGGAACAUAGAGGAUAUAGUCUGGUAUCUAGGACACGAAUCAAAACGAAGCACACAAUCCAGAUGGACUAUCACAUUUAUCGACGUCAAUGUGCAACCAGUAAGAACGAAGAACUCUACUUUCUUCGGAUCCGUCAUAGUUUGGAACGACGCCGCAACUAGAGCUAAUUGGCUCAGUGCUAUGUUGAACGCGAGGUAUCCAAAUAAUGUGACACCUCCUCCAAGUUUGGUGUCCAUUGAGUAAGAGACGGGAAAAGCUUUAAGAAGACGGGAAACACGUGAUGUUUGGAGAAUGGUACUGAAAUUAAACCAAAAAUAUCGAACAAAAUUAGUAAAUUUUCUUUUUAAUUAUGAAUGAUGAAGUUGCAAUUAUAUUUCUAAUUAAUCGUUCAGCGUUGUGUAGUCAGUUAUUAAUAUUAAUUAAAACUAAACCAUUAAUUAAUUGGAAAAAGACUGUACGACUUUUAAAAUACACACUUCUAAAAUAUGUUCUAUGCACAUAUGUGUAUGUUCUCAAAAACUUAGUAGUGUUUAAAUUUGUAUUAGAAUCAGCAAAGUACUUUCAGCAUGUCACAUGCCAUCUUCAGAGCUUCCUAUAAAGAACAAUAAUUUAAGAUUUUUUUUAUAAUUACAAAGAGUUAUUGUCAACACAAAGUACAAUACAAAAAAUUUAAAGGCGAACGUCUGUUAUAGGGGUUAACCCCCUUUAAACAGCCUUUUUGACAAAUUCUUGCACAGCCGUUUCGCUCGUUUCAACGAGGCAGCAAUUGGUAUAAACUAAAAGUCAAACAGUUAGGAAUGCACGGCAUAGAUUUAAUGACAUCAUAACCCACCGGUACAAACUUGACGGCAAACAACUUCAACAAAUUUUUCCUCAUACAUAUAUUAGUUUUUUCGCUACCGUCAAGUUUAUCAGGAAAGCGCUGUUGCCAAAUAAAAAACAUAUGUAUUUACCACAGCAACUACCGACUACAAUGUUUCUCUUUGUCUUUAAGUGUGUGAAACAAAGAUAACUAUCUGUAAUAUAAGUGUCAAAGUCAUGUCCUAUAGAAGGUUAGGUAAGAUUUUUGAUCUAAUCGACCAUUCAAGGAUAGAGAAAGGAAAAUGAAGUUGGUUAAAAAUAAACUGUCGUUAAAAUAUAAACUAAAUAAAUAAAAUAUAAUUUGAAAACCAUAAUUUGACAGUAUAUUUAACCUCCUAUAUUAUGACAGACGUCAGUUACCAUUUACAAUCUCACCAAGUAUAAUAAUGACGUCAUGUAAACUCGUCACUCAUUCUAGCCAAUGAAAUGCUCGCUGUAAUAGGAAUGGUAUGUCAAAAAAUCAGAUUAUUCCUUAUAUAUUUUUUCAAAUUUAGAAUAUAGCAACCAGGGGAAAAUUACGUCCCUUCCUUAUUGUUUGACUUUUCCUAUACCAAGUUUUUUUUAAAUGUGAUUUUUACAACUUUUUACCCAUAAAACACUUAAAAAAUAUUUUUUAAGUGUUUUAAAAAAAAUUUUUUUAAGUGUUUUACCCCAUAUAAAAGAGUUGUUGGCAGUUUAAUGUUUUUUAUUGUGUUUUGUGUUGACAAUAACUCUUCUAUGAGCUAUUUAUAACCUCCUAUAAGAAGUUUUUUAGUUCUUUUUAAUUUUAAAAAAUUCUCUUGAAGUAUUGUCUUUUAUAUAUAUUGUCUUUUAUAUAUAUAUAUAUAUAUAUAUAUAUAUAUAUAUAUAUAUAUAUAUAUAUAUAUAUAUAUAUAUAUAUAUAAAUAGAAAAAUAUAUGAAGAUUUCACGAGGACAAAUUUUUGUAUUGUUUUAUAUGGGUAACUUAAAAAGUAUUGUUCUUUGUAUUAUAUUAAUUUGAUUUUAUAAAAAUGUCUUAUAUUUUUGGAGUGAGAAUCUAAUAAUAACUAACAAGCAAUAACUUUCUUAACUUGCUGGCAAGAGUUUUAAAAAAUUGUGUCCAUUUUUUUAUCGUAUAGAAAAAAAUUUUUUGAUUUUGAAGGAUCCUUACGUUCUUUCGGCUAGUAAUCUUUUUUAUAAAACUUUAUAUUUGUAGAAUUGAGUUUAUACUAUCUACAAAAUACUGAUUAAAAAAUCGUUUCCUAUUAUCUACUCACAGCUAAGAAAAAGCGUGCCUAAUAGCCCAAUAAAUGACCGUUUUGGAGUGUAAUUUCCAGAGGCAACUCCGAAUUCCAUGAAAAUUUGGAUUUAGGUUCUACUUACCCUCCACUUCAAAGUUGAAUUUGUGCCGUUGGUUGCUUUUACUUGGGGGGUGAUAUUUACCCCUUCUCGGGGGUUGAAAAGCGCGUGUUUAAAAUAAGGCCGGAGAUGGAUAAAUUGACUUAUUUUAAGCACCUUUUGUUCUAUAAAGUUUUUUACGUAAGUCAAUACUUUUCGAGUUAUUCGCGAUUUAAAAUGUUGAUUUUUCGACAAAAAAAAACUACGUUUUCAGACCGUUUUUCGCAAAUAACUCAAAAAGUAAAUAUUUUAUCGAAAACAAUGAUGUACCAGUAAAGUCUACAAAUUGAGUAGAAGCAAAGUUGUAGCUCAUGAAAAAUACGUUUUUAUUCGUCUAAUUCCAAAUCGAAUAAUUCAACGCGAAAUCACCGAAGAAAGAAGCGUUUUUCGGGAAAACCUUAUUAACAUUUUUAAAGUAUCGAAGAAAAGCUUAUUAUUUGUUUUUUACAAAAGUUUACAGCAUCAAAAAUAAACGAGUUACACUGAAAAAAAGUUGGCCCCUUUUUUUUGGUAAAAAAAAUCGCGAAAACCUCCUUCUAUUUAGCACCGUAAAUGAAAUUAAUCGUUUGGCUUUACCAUCUAUUUUAACUGUAUGUGUAUUGUUUAUAUGAUCUGUAAGUUUGAUUGGUUUGAAGUGCUUAUUUUUGAAAACACUUGGUUUUAUAGUAAAAAAAAAAUUCCUAAAAAUUUUUGAAAAUUUUUAUUUUUUCAAAAUAACUUAAAAAGUAUUAGUGAUAAGAAAAAUCUUAGAGAGUAAAAAAAUGUAGGUUUUGUUAUUAUAAAUAUGCUAGUUUCAUUUUGUUUCUCCGUAAGACAAAAAUUGGUUAAGAUAUGGCUGUUCAAAAUUUACAUACUCUCCUGAUUAGUGACCCAUUCAAGCUUUCUCAAUUAUAACCCUUUCAAAAAUAAACACUUAAAAACGGUGAGACUGACAGAUCAUAUAAAAAAUAGAUAGGUAAGUAAAUUGUUUGUAAAGCGGUAGCGAUUAAUUUCAUUUGCGGAGCUAACACGGCGAGAUUUUCAUGAGUUUUUACAAAAAAAAAGAGGGCCAAUUUUAUUUUGAACGUAACUUGCUUAUUUUUAAUGCUAAAACUUUUGUUAAUAAUUAAAACAAAGCUUUUUAUAAACACUUUUAAAAAAUUUAAAUGGGUUUUUACCGAAAAAUGCUUAAUUUUUCGAUGAUUUCACCUUGAAAUAUUCGAUUUGGAAUUAGACGAAUAAGAACGUAUUUUUCAUGAGCUACAACUUUGUUUUUAUUUGAUCGAUAGACUUUACUGAUACACCAUUUUUUUGGGUUUUUAUAAGCUACACUUUUGCUAAGGAUAUGUUUUUCGAUAUAAUAUUUACUUUUUGAGUUAUUUGCGAAAAACCGUCUGAAAACGUAGUUGUUUUGUCGAAAAAUCAACAUUUUCAAUGGCAAAUAACUCGAAAAGUAUUGACUUACGUAAAAAACUCUAUAGAACAAAAGUUGCUUAAAAUCAGUCAAUUUAUCCAUUUCCGGUCUUAUCUUGAACGUAUGUUUUUUCACCCCCCGAGAAGGGGUGACUGUUACCCCCAAGUAAAUGCAACCAACGGCACAAUUUCAACUUUGAAGUGGAGGGUAAGUAGAACCUAAAUCCAAAUUUUCAUGCAAUUCGGAGUUGCCUCUGAAAAUUACACGGUAUCGCCGAAUUUCCCGUUCAUUUACUGGGCUAUAAACAAUUAGUGCCCGUUCACAUGAGAGGCGCUUAACGCGCGUUUUGAUAACGCGCGAUUACAACUACAUACAUUUUACUUGAGACCGUUCACAUGCUAACGCGCGUUUUAAUGACCUAAAACGCGCGUUAGCAUGUGAACGGUCUCAUGUAAAAUGUAUGUAGUUGUAAUCGCGGGUUAAGCGCCUCUCUUGUGAACGGGCUCUUACAGUGAACAGAUAUUAUAAAUUCAUCAAGGACAAACCUGUCUCAAGGUACUACUUGCCUCUAAGGCAAGCCGCACACCAAAGAAACAUGAAACAAAAAACAUGAAGCAUGAAACGAAAAACAUGUUUCAUGAAAAGAAAACACUACUAAACAAAUCUCAAAGUCCGCCUACCAAUGAAACGAGUGUGAUUCAUGCUCAUGACCCAUUUUUAUUUUCGGAGAGUUUCACAAAUGGCCGGACAUAUAUUUGUUUAGCAGUGGUUUAUUUCCAUGAAACGUAAUUUACGUUUCAUGUUUCUUUGAUGUGCGGCCUGCCUUAGAGCCCGUUCACAUGACAGGCGUUCAACGCUCGUCAAGCGCAUGUCAUGUGAACGGGCUCUUACUCUCUACAGUUAUUUUACGAUCAUUCAGCCAAUGAAUAUUCCGUGAAAACGAUCAUUAGGGAUAGGUCUGGAUCCCGCGUAUGAAAAAAAAGUUGAUUAAUAGCAAGCUGAAAAUUUGUUAAUAGCUUAAGGGUGUCUAGUCGGAUAAACUUUGAUAUAUGGGAACACUGGAACAGGGGCAGUUUUAAUUGUGGAACAGUUUAAAAAUUUGGAACGGUCAGACCGCGAAAACGGCACACUUAUUUUGUCCGACAGAAUAGACUUAAACUCUCCGAACAGAGAUUAAACUCUUAUGCAAAAAUCAGACUGCUAUUUAUCACCUGUCAUAAUUCCUGUCAUUUGACAUAUUCUACAUGUUCCACUCAUUAAAACGCCCAUUUGGUGAUAAAUAGCAGUCUGAUUUUUGCAUGAGAGUUUAAUCUCAGUUCGGAGAGUUUAAGUCUGUUCUGUCGGACAAAAUAAAUGUGCCGUUUUCGUGGUCUUACCGUUCCAAAUUUUUAACCUGUUCCACAAUUAAAACUGCCCCUGUUCCAGUGUUCCCAUAUAUCAAAAUUUAUCCGACUAGACACCCUUAAGCUAUUAACAAAUUUUCAGCUUGCUAUUAAUCAACUUUUUUUUCAUACGCGGGAUCCAGACCUAGGAGUGUCGAUGAACUCUGCUUGCAUUUUCUUGGUUGUGAAUAUAUUAUACAUUUAACCAAGUAACCUGUCGUCAAUGAGUCUCGGGUCACUUUAAGAACUAUAAUUCGGUAAAAAAUAAUCCGAAUACAAUGAAAUUUUGACAGUUUUCUUUUGAAGGUUGGGAGAACUGAAAUGUCAAAUGGAAAAUUUAUUAGAGUCGCUAUCUCUUGGUGAGGCCCAGGAUUUAUUGACCGACGGAUUAGAAACUACAAAUGUAUUAGUUUUUUUAGCAAAAAUAAGAAUCUGUCGAUUUCCCAAUGAUACCAACUGUCCCGUUAUAUUUACUUAUAUUCUUAAUUUUUAUUCUAUUUUAAUUCUGUAAUUAGUAGCGACUGAAAAAAGUUAAAAAUCCUAGAAAUAUUUUUGUAAGCAAAAAUUAAAAGUAGUAAAAAAAUUACUUAAAAUUGGUAAUGAAAUUAUCGGACAAAAUAACUAGACUGAUUUGAAAUUUUGUUUAGUAAAUUGAAUUUUUAUUUUAUUGUGUGAUUCCUGUUUUUAUAUUAUAUACUUCAAAGGUUUCCUUAUUAAAGUGCCUAUAUGACUAUGUAGUGUAGUGAGAUAUUUUAGAUUUUAUACCAGAAUUGUAUUAUGAUGAAAUUUUAAAUAUUACAAUUUUAUAUAUUAUACAAAUUUUAUAAAUAUAUUGAUAUAGAAAUCGUGUACUAUACUUAUACUAUUUACAAAAUAAAGUUAACUUUAUAAAUUCA
Diabrotica virgifera virgifera (western corn rootworm) is the source of this 9564-nucleotide messenger RNA. RefSeq names its product arf-GAP with Rho-GAP domain, ANK repeat and PH domain-containing protein 2 (gene RhoGAP15B). The record is from RefSeq and is a predicted model, not a curated record. NCBI's taxonomy places the organism in Eukaryota, Metazoa, Arthropoda, Insecta, Coleoptera, Chrysomelidae. Gene Ontology annotation, biological process: signal transduction. The coding region runs from base 403 to 3918 and encodes 1171 amino acids. The transcript has 13 exons.